This is a messenger RNA of Tachysurus fulvidraco (yellow catfish), 3356 nucleotides long. RefSeq names its product Transmembrane protein 150A-like. The record is from RefSeq and is a predicted model, not a curated record. NCBI's taxonomy places the organism in Eukaryota, Metazoa, Chordata, Actinopteri, Siluriformes, Bagridae. The transcript has 8 exons. The coding region runs from base 619 to 1446 and encodes 275 amino acids.
CCACGUGAUACACGAGAAAAUGAAACUGCAACUUGUAUGUUCUGCCCAUUACCUAAGAACGGGUUAGAAGGUUUUCUGGUCCGUUUUAAAGUAAUCCUUAGAAAACGACAAGAGGUGAAGAAAAAAGUGUAAGGUGAGAGAGAACACGGUGAGCUGCUGUGAGGUAGAUGCACUAACAUUAGCACGUGGGAGGAGCUGAGCAUAGCAGAGCCGAGCUGAGCCGAGCGAGCAGAGCAGCGCCACACAGCUGCUGCCUGGACGCAAGCUUCAGCUCAGGGAAACUCUCUCUCUCUCUCUCUCUCUCUCUCUCUCUCUCUCUCUCUCUCUCUCUCUCCCCCCAUCUCUCUCCCCCUCUCUACAACACUACAAGACGAGUGUGUGUAAAUGCGGAAAAACGGUUUACAACCGCGCAGAAUAUUCCUGACUGUUCCUCGAUAACCAGUGGUCCCGUGAGCUGUAAGAUUCAGGAGUGAAAGGUGGAAGAGAAAAAGGCUAUCGUACAGUAGCUCACCGAGGGGGACAAGGUUAUGUUAUGGUGUCGGUGAUGAGCACAGACAUGAAGUGAAAUGUGAAUGUGGAUGAGGAGGAGGUGUGAGGCUGGAGACUCAGGCAGAGGACAUGAUGGUAAUGUCUGGGUGGAUGUUUCUGCCCAUCAGCCUGCCCGUCCUUACCAUCACAGGCAUCUGGGUUGUGUAUGCUAUGGCCCUAUAUAACCAGCAUGUUUGUCCUGUGGAUAACUGGUUAUAUAACCAGUCAUGUGAGGAAGACUUGCCCAUGCAGACCGGACCAACACUAUGCUGUACCCUGGACAAUGUGCCACUCAUCAGUAAGUGUGGCACACUACCUCCAGAGAGCUGCUUCUUCAGCCUUAUCUGCAGCACGGGAUCCUUUAUGGUGAUGGUGAUAGUUUUGCUGCAUUAUGCACAUGUGAUUGAAAAGCGGCAGAACUGUGUAUUAAACACGGCUAGCCUUUCCACUGGUUGGAUCUGCUCUGUGGGACUCAUCAUGGUGGGCAACUUCCAGGUAGAUAAUGCAAAGGUGUUACACUAUGUUGGGGCCGGCAUGGCCUUCCCCACCAGUGUGCUGUUUGUGAGUGUGCAGUCUGCACUCACUUAUAAACUGGCCAAGACUCAGGGUGAGUACAAUAUGGGCCAUCUGCGUCUCAUCAUGACCCUGCUGGCGUUCGUAGCACUGGUGCUCAGUGGAGUUUUUUUCGUCCAGGAGAGUUUUGUCCUGCAGCACGCCUCGGCCAUCUUCGAGUGGGUCUUCUGUGUCAUCAUCAUGCUAUUUUACGGCACGUUUGCCUUCGAGUUUGCCAGUAUCUCCAGCAACACCAUGAUGGUCCUGGCCAGAGGAGGAGCUUUAGGUAGCAGCAGCCAAGAUCACAAAAUCGAUUCCCUCGGUAGAACUAGUCAGCACCAGCCGGAGAACAUGUCCAUGCUUUAACCUCAUAGAGGGAGAGAUGGCACGGGCCUGCCCUUGCUAAUCUCUCUCUCUUUCCCGUUUCUUUUACACAUACAUGUACAGUAGGGUGCAGAGGAGAACACUAGUUCAACGGAGGACAUCAGGCCUACUUUUACUCUUAAUCUGAGAUAAUUUUUGCCAAAGGACUUUGCACACAUUUUUGCACAUUCUUGAGACCAAAUAAUUGUCUAUCUUCAGUGUCACUCACUUUGUAGUCCAUAAACUUGUGGCUGUAAUGCUUAAAGAAGCAGUGUUAUAUGCAUUGAUGUGGUAUGUGGUGUUGGCUUUUUGAAUGUUGAUGGUAUCGGAAUGGAGAGGAUGCAGUCUGUUACAAUGUGACAGCGACAGCAGUUAAUAACACAGACCUGCACACUUGGCUGGGCACUGAGACCAUUCUGUGCCAAUUCUAGUUUCAUGCCAAUAAAAAAAAAAAUCUGGAGUUUAUUUCUGAAUUUUAUAUACAAUUCCAUUGACUAGAUCUAUGGCUUUAAGUUAUGGUUAAUAUUCUCACACACAGAAGUGCUUUCUGCUCAAUGCAUAUUCUGUUCAGGGCGACUAUCGUUACCAUUGUGCCUUACGAAACGGGGCCAAGCAAAGCUGUCUGAUGGACACCAUUUAUUAAUUUCUAAUUCUGUAUUGUUAAUUAUAUUGUCCAAUGUUUCAAAAAUGUACUUCUUUUGUUCUAUAAAUGUUGUCAGAAGAAAUGCUAAUAAGGCCAGCAGACGUUAACUUUACACUAACGCAGAACAUUCCCAUAUUUGCUGUAUAUUUGACUUGUGGGUUUGUAAAUCAGAUUAUAUUCUUGCUCAUCUCUGUGCCUGAGGCCAGUCUAUUGAGUAUAUAGAUUGUGGACACUGGUGUUUGAUUGGUAUCUGAUUUGAUUGAGGGUCUGUUUACAUUUCCUGUCACUUUGGUUCUUUAUCCAAUCCCAGUUAAAGAAGAACAGUACAGAUCCCACUUACAAGAUACACCAGAUCUUGUCUCAUGAGCUUCUACAAUCUGCAUUAUUUUGUCUGUGAUUUCCACACCUUGUGGUUUCACUUUUAAGAUUAAUCUGUCUUAAUCUUGUGAUUAGGAUCCUAACUACACACAGGUGUCACAAAAAUGUGAUCUGUUUUGCCAGUAUGUCUUGCAGCAGGUCUGCAAGUCUGUUACACAAAAAGCCAUUUUUUCUGAUAGAUGUACUCUUACUUGAUUACUCUUAUUGUUGGAUGCUGAUUUAAGUGCCCUUAAACAGAAAUCCUGUUACCCUGUCUCUGCAUUCUUAGGUUAUGUUUAAUUUACUCCAUAUGUCUUUAUCAACAAAAGACAAGUCUAAGGUUUUAGCUUCUAGUCAAAUCCUCAGGUAAAUCUGUUAUACCAGCUUGGAGUCAUUGCUUUUAAUAAAGUGUUAACUAACGAGUGAACGUUUUGCAGUAAAACUGGCAUACGCUUGAAGUACGUAUUACAUCUGAUUUGUAAGAAUAUUUACACUUUCAUGGUCUGUAUGUAUCAUGUAACUGUUUCCCUGUUCGUACUGUGGUAAUGUACAGAACCCCUGAUGACAGUUUUGAGGACUUGGCUGUCUGUGACUUAACUUGAUCCAUUUUCUGUGCUAUUACUUUAACCCAGACACAGACAUUUUCAGCUGAGCAAAGAGUCAUAAUACAUUCAAACUCCAAUAACACAAACAAGAAGUACAAAUAUACAACCUCAAUGCACAUGUGCGACACACAUUGCAGAUAUUGGGUAAAAUAACUGAUAUGCUGGCUUUAAAAAGGGCACCGUCCUGUGCCUUAUACCAAAGACUGAAAGUUUUUUUGUUUUUGUUUUUUUUGAUAAAAUGUAGAUAUGAUUUAUUGUAUUGUAUAUUUGCCUUAAGCUAAGCAAAAAUAAAGCAAAUAUAAAGAAAA